This is a messenger RNA of Trichosporon asahii var. asahii CBS 2479, 708 nucleotides long. RefSeq lists its product as uncharacterized. The record is from RefSeq and is a predicted model, not a curated record. The transcript has a single exon. NCBI's taxonomy places the organism in Eukaryota, Fungi, Basidiomycota, Tremellomycetes, Trichosporonales, Trichosporonaceae. Bases 1 to 708 code for a protein of 235 amino acids.
AUGCUCUUCGCUACUCUCCUCACCGUUGCGUGCGCCGCAGCCCUUCCCCUCAAUUUCCAGGGUAACGACGCCGCUGCCGCCCUUCCUCGUGCCGUCCUCGGCGAGGUCACCAUCAACCGCGCCGUUGGUUCCAACGUCAUGCAGAGCAGCCACCACGGCAAGCGUCAAGACACCCCUCCCAGCCCCGACGAGGUUCUCCAGACCUACCCUUCCUUCAAGUUCGGCCUGCCGCCCUUCCAGCAGCAGGCCCUCUUGGACCUCCUGCGUGCCAUGAGCCAGGUCAGAUAUGACAGCGCUGCCGCUACAGCUGAGGCCCGCAUGCGCUUCUGCUCCCGCGCCUUCCCCGCCGGCGACACUCUCGACAAGCGCCAGGAUCCCAUCAAGCCGCCCGAGGCUGCUCUCAUUGAUCUCAACCUUCCCGAGCUUGUCCCUGCCUCGCCUGGUGUGCAGCCUGUGAUCCCCGACCGCCCCGGUUCCGGCCCUCCCACCCCUCAGGUGGACGUCAGCGUGCCCGUCGACAAGAUCAUCGAGGACACCCGCAACAGGAUGAAGGAGGCGCUCGAGAGGCUUCACUCUGGCAACUCGAUCAAUGACGCGUACAAGUACAUGCAGGAGAUUGCCGACGCGAUGGCCAAGCUCUCUGCACUCGCGGUCCUCCAGGCUUCUGCUCACAUGAAGGUCAGCUCCCCCGCCCCCGAGGAGGUGUAG